Messenger RNA from Dryobates pubescens (Downy woodpecker), 1336 nucleotides. RefSeq names its product GRAM domain containing 2B (gene GRAMD2B). The transcript has 14 exons. The coding region runs from base 14 to 1294 and encodes 426 amino acids. Lineage: Eukaryota; Metazoa; Chordata; Aves; Piciformes; Picidae. The record is from RefSeq and is a predicted model, not a curated record.
UGUCGGGGUGCCGAUGGUGCUGAUGACUGAGCCGCGGUGCGAUGCAGAUGAGCCCAUGGCUGGGCGGGCCGCCGGCAGGCGGGAAAACAGGAGCACCUUGCGGCUUUCAGAUGGAGAAAAUGGAACAGAUGAAAAACGAAAGGCAGGAAGGUCACCUACUGUGUUGCUGCAGACCCCUUCCAGUGAAAUGGAAUAUUUUGAUGACCGGAAAAAAAUUGAUGUUGCUAGGUCAAAGAGCAGCACAGAUAGUUCAUUCCUGACAAUGGAUAUCAAGAGUGACUCCAAGAUUGAAAAGAAAAAACGUGCCUCAAAUCAGCUGAAGGCAAAUGCACACUUUCAUAAGCUGUUUCUAGAUGUUCCCAUUGAUGAGCCACUGAAACAAAGCUUUACAUGUGCUCUGCAGAAAGAAAUUCUGUACCAAGGAAAGUUAUUCCUUUCUGAAAACUGGAUCUGCUUCCAUUCCAAGGUUUUUGGCAGAGAUACAAAGAUUAGUAUACCUGUACUCUCAGUGACACUGUUGAAGAAAACCAAAACUGCCCUUCUUGUGCCAAAUGCUCUGAUCAUAGCAACAGUUACAGACAGAUACAUGUUUGUGUCCUUGCUCUCCAGAGAUACCACAUACAAGCUAUUAAAAUGUAUCUGUAGACAUCUCGAGGAUACAAGCAUGGGCAACAGUCCAAAUCCCUCUUCUGCAGAAAACAGCUUCAGGGCUGAUCGUCCUACAACUCUGCCCAUGGAUUUCAAUGAAUAUUCUGAUCUGGAUGGAAUAGUGCAGCAGCGGAGACAAGAGAUGGAGGAGUCCAGCAGCACAGACUCUCAGACCCCAGAGCUGGAAUGCUUCCAAGAUUGUCAUGUCAUUGAGACACAGCCUCACUUAAAAGUUUCCAAGAGUGAGGCAAAGUCUGCCCGUUCAGAUGCACACGGUAAACGUGGACCUGAUGGAAAAGCCUGUAACAGUCCUCGAAAUGGCCAUUCAGAAGCCCUCAGGCUCUUCUACAAAGUGAAGUCUCAGAAGCUCUUAUCUCUGAACCACGUACUUAUAUUAUAUGCCAUUGUUGUUUGUGUAUUAAUAUUUUCUACCUUCUACAUGAGAUACAAAAUCAGUAUCUUGGAGGAACAUCUUAUUUCCAUCGCAUCUUUUGAUUCGCAUAUUAAGGAAAAUCCAGCGCGACAAGGUUUGGGAUCUCAUCUGCAAAUUAAUGCCGAUGCUCUUUGUGAUGAGUUAACUGCUAAUCUUAUAACACUGGAAAAGAUACAAAACAACUUACAAAAACUACUUGAAGAUGGAGAAUGAAAUAUCAAUAUUCUUGGAUGGCUUUAGACUUUAUUCUUCUCU